Neopsephotus bourkii (Bourke's parrot) is the source of this 3480-nucleotide messenger RNA. It is a transcript of the gene CSRNP3, whose product is annotated as cysteine and serine rich nuclear protein 3. The transcript has 6 exons. Gene Ontology annotation, molecular function: DNA-binding transcription factor activity, RNA polymerase II-specific; sequence-specific DNA binding. The coding region runs from base 195 to 2114 and encodes 639 amino acids. Gene Ontology annotation, biological process: regulation of transcription by RNA polymerase II. Lineage: Eukaryota; Metazoa; Chordata; Aves; Psittaciformes; Psittacidae. The record is from RefSeq and is a predicted model, not a curated record. Gene Ontology annotation, cellular component: nucleus.
CCCCGGCCCAACGCGUGCUGAAGCGGGCCGAGGGAGGUGGCCGGUGCUGCGCAGCACGGGGCUCUCCGCCGGUGACGGAGGGAGGGCAGGGGCCGGGCUUGCCCGUUACCUGCCGUUGCUGGCUGAGCAGCCCAGGCGGCGGCAGCAUUAGCUGGAGCACCGGUUGUUCAGGUGCAUGUGACAGCAUUGCAGCAAUGAGUGGAAUUUUAAAGAGGAAGUUUGAAGAAGUUGAUGGCACUUCACCUUGUUCCUGUGUAUGGGAAUCAGAUGAUGAUAUUUCUAGCAGUGAAAGUGCCGACAGUGGAAGUAAUGUCCAUCCAUCCACUUCUAAUCAUUUUACUCGUGCAUGUGACAGCAUUGCAGCAAUGAGUGGAAUUUUAAAGAGGAAGUUUGAAGAAGUUGAUGGCUCCUCACCCUGUUCCUCUGUGCGGGAAUCAGAUGAUGACAUUUCUAGCAGUGAAAGUGCUGACAGUGGUGAUAGUGUCAAUCCAUCCACUUCUAGUCAUUUUACCCCUUCUUCAAUCCUGAAGAGAGAGAAGCGGAAGAGAGCAAAAAAUGUCCAUUUUAACUGUGUUACUGUGUAUUACUUCACGAGAAGGCAAGGAUUCACCAGUGUUCCCAGCCAAGGGGGAAGCACACUGGGAAUGUCUACUCGCCACAACAGUGUGCGCCAAUACACACUUGGAGAGUUUGCGAUGGAACAGGAGAGGCUUCACCGAGAGAUGUUAAGAGAGCACCUAAGGGAGGAAAAACUCAAUUCUCUAAAAUUAAAGAUGACAAAGAAUGGUACAGUGGAAUCUGAGGAAGCUAAUACGCUGACGCUGGAUGACAUUUCUGAUGAUGACAUUGAUUUAGACAACACUGAAGUAGAUGAGUACUUCUUUCUACAACCUCUGCCAACAAAAAAGCGAAGGGCAUUGCUGAGAGCUUCUGGAGUGAAGAAGAUUGAUGUAGAAGAAAAACACGAGCUGCGGGCCAUCCGACUGUCCAGAGAGGAUUGUGGCUGUGACUGCCGUGUCUUCUGUGAUCCAGAAACUUGCACUUGCAGUCUUGCAGGCAUAAAAUGUCAGGUGGAUCGUAUGUCUUUUCCAUGCGGUUGCACUAAAGAAGGCUGUAGCAAUACAGCAGGUAGAAUUGAAUUUAACCCUAUCCGUGUACGGACUCACUUUUUGCACACGAUAAUGAAACUUGAAUUGGAGAAAAACAGAGAGCAGCAAGUUCCAACACUAAAUGGCUGCCACAGUGAGAUAAGCGCACACACUAGUUCUAUGAGUCCGGGACCCCAUCCGGUUGAAUAUUCAAUUGCAGAAAAUUUUGAGAUUGAAAAUGAACCUCCGGCUGCAGUUAUGCAUUCGCAGUCAGCCGAGGACUUGGACUGCCCUGGGGAAGAGGAGGAAGAGGAAGAUGGGAGUAGCUUUUGUAGUGGAGUUACAGAUUCUAGCACACAGAGUUUAGCCCCUAGUGAAUCAGAUGAUGAUGAAGAGGAAGAGGAAGAUGAGGAGGAAGAUGAGGAGGAAGAAAAAGCAGAUGAUUUUGUAGAAAGCAUGGGCUCCCAUGCUGAUAUGGUGCCUCUUCCUUCUGUCCUUUGCUACUCUGAUGGAACUGCUGUGCAUGAAAACCACUCUAAAAAUGCCUCAUACUAUACUAACUCUUCAAAUCUGUAUUACCAAAUAGAGAGCCACGUUGCUGGCACUGCUAACCAGAUCAGUGAGACUUACUCAGAAAGGGAUGCUGUCAAGAAUGGUAGUCUUUCUCUGGUGCCUUACAACAUGACUUCAGAACAGUUUGUUGACUACACACGGCAAUCAGAGGAAACUUUUAGCAGCGCUCACUACCCUUCUGCAAACCCCUCAGUGAUUGUUUGCUGCUCAUCUUCUGAAGGUGAUAGCAGUGCUCCCUGUAACAGUUUAUAUAUUGAGCAUAGGCCAAGUCACCCUCAAGUGGAAUUUCACUCAUAUUUGAAAGGUCCUUCUCAAGAUGGGUUUGUUUCAGCUUUGAAUGGUGACAGUCAUGUACAGGAGCACCCUGCUGAGAAUUCAUUAAACCUCCCAGAAAAGAGCAGACUGCAUGAAGAGUGCAUCAAAUCACCAGUGGUAGAAACGGUACCUGUUUAAUAUUAAAUUUAUUCUAGGACUGACUUCCUGUAUCAAAGUGCACUCAUGCUGGAUUUCCUGGAAACUUACUUUUUUAAGAGGUAGACAACACUUGGACUACAGUCAAUGUUCCAGACACAUUUUGUUUUCUCAAGCUACACUGGCAGUGAUAAUUGCACAAAACCAGUUCAUGUAAAGAUUUAAAUAAGAAUAAUCAAACUGUCUUUUGAUAAAAACGAAACACCUAAGUAAAACCACACCCAACAUCUCAAAGUAGCCUACCUAUCAAAGUAUGUGAAACCUGCCAAGCUAUCUGAAUCAAAGCUUCGUGUUUUUGAUUGUCGGGCCUGUGCAAGAUUGUUAAAAAUGAUAGUUUGAAAAAAAUCAUGUUUAGAGUCCUAGUUUUCAACAUAUCUGAAAAGAUGGUAAGUUUAAUGUAAAAGUAACUACUGUACAAAAAAGUUUUAAUUGUUCUGUACUGUAUGUAUUUUAUUUAUGGUAGUUUAGUACUCAUGUUUUGAGAAAAAUGAACAGCAUGUUCAUUUGAGCAGAAGAUCCGUAGCUAGUUACAAAGAACAUGUCCACUCGUCAUCUGGAGUACCUUGUAUUCAUCCAUUUUGGUUUUUUAAUUUUUUUCAAAUACCAUUUCUGGAAAAUUCUUUUGAAGCGCAUUUUUAGACUGUACUAUUUUCUCAUUUGCUGUAUUUGAAAAACAGAAGAGUCAGAAAGGGGGCAUUUUAUAUCUUCUAGAAAGAUGAAAGGUAGACAAUCCUCCAUUUAAAUUAAAAUCAGUGGCAUUCCAGAACUAGGACCCCCUCCCCAAAGAAAAAUGAUCUUUUAUAUAAAGGCAAAGCAGUAGCUUCAGCUUGCACAGCACCUUUUAGCUCAACAAACUUUCAGCUAUUUAUGCACUUUAGUGCCAUUUUGCAGUACUGUAUUAACUGCGGGAACUGUGAACUAUUCUGGAGAAAUGCCAUAGCUCCAGACUCUGAGGUGUAUGUAAGAUCCUAAAAUUCAUUGUGACAAAAUCUAUACAUUUUUCCCGAGCCAGUUUAUGAAGGUGUCAGUAGGCAAUGUGUUAAAGCAGGUUCUUACUGGUCAGAAUUUAAAUGAAGCAUGGGGAAAAAAAAAAGAAGUGUGAAGUGUCUAGAUCUCAUAAAUAUUUAGCAGUUUUUAUGAAACGAGACUGGCUUUUGUGGACUUCUAAUUGUAUCUCAGACUUACAGAAUCACUUGGUCUAAUGAAGAGCCAGUAGAUUCAGUGAAGAAAAAUAGCUUCAAAAAUUUUAUAUUUGCUAAAGUUUGCAAGCAGCAUAGCGUGUGCAUCAUGGGGGGAUAUCCCUUACCCUGUACUCCAUUUGUUUUUAAAUCAAAUGCGAAUUAAAAUA